UCAAAAAGAACAACAAACAAAGCUUUUAUCGAUCAACAAUGUCGAAGAUCCCGGUUGUAACCAUUGUCGUGGCCUUACUCGCAGUGCUAGCUUUGCCGGCUCGCAGCCAGCAACCGCCGCUUAGCCAAUGUACGCCGUCUAUGAUGACCACCGUUGGACCUUGUAUGAGCAUUUUAACCAACAGCAGUACCAACGGAACUUCACCUUCCUCUGAUUGUUGUAACUCGUUGAGGUCUUUAACUACGGGAGGAAUGGGAUGUCUCUGUCUUAUUGUCACAGGAAGUGUUUCUUUUAAUAUUCCGAUUAACCGUACAACCGCCGUCUCUCUUCCACGUGCUUGUAACAUGCCUAGAGUUCCUCUUCAAUGCAACGCCAACAUUGCUCCAGCUGCUGCUCCUGGACCUGCUGGUACAUUUGGACCGGCCAUGUCUCCAAGUCCAGCAACAACUCCAAUUGUUCCAGAGCCAACGCCAGCAGCUCAGACACCACAGUCUGAUGCAACCAGACCUUUUACACCAACCGUGGACGGUGCUGCUCCUACGUCUGAUGACGGAGGAAGCACCAGUCGACCAUCUGUUACUCCUUCGUCCUCCUACGCUCUCUCACCAUCCCUUCUCUUCCUUGUUGUCAGCCUCGUAGCUCUCAAAUUCUACUGAUUUCAUUGUUUCUUUAAUUUCCUCUGUCUUCAUCCUCAUGUGAUUUGAUUUAUGCAUCUCUCAAACCAUUUACUGGUCAUUUCUUUGUGGAAUAAGCUUGUGUAUAUUUUGUUUUUGUGUGAGAAUUUUUACUUUGUAUACUGUCUGAAGUAAUGUUUCAUUUGCUUGAUGCUCAA
Molecule: messenger RNA, 832 nt
Organism: Brassica oleracea var. oleracea
Lineage: Eukaryota; Viridiplantae; Streptophyta; Magnoliopsida; Brassicales; Brassicaceae
Product: non-specific lipid-transfer protein-like protein At2g13820
Exons: 3
Coding region: 39-656 (205 amino acids)
Source: RefSeq, a predicted model, not a curated record